This is a messenger RNA of Leucoraja erinaceus (little skate), 9766 nucleotides long. RefSeq names its product GRB2 associated binding protein 3 (gene gab3). The coding region runs from base 411 to 2252 and encodes 613 amino acids. The record is from RefSeq and is a predicted model, not a curated record. NCBI's taxonomy places the organism in Eukaryota, Metazoa, Chordata, Chondrichthyes, Rajiformes, Rajidae. The transcript has 10 exons.
UGUAUCACUUCUCACAAUGUCGCCAUUCAGUUUUGAGUUUUCUGUUUCUAAUCUCUUUUGAUUCCACAAUUGAGGGUGGUCUGGACGCGCUUUCGGUUUUUCUUUCUGCCUUUGGAGAGGGGAAGGGCGCGAUGUGUGCGUGUUUGUUGUUUACCUCGCGUCAGGCCGCCAUAUGACUAUUAUUGGACAGCUCUGUGUAAAUGGGUGGGAUAAGUGGUGUGUGCGGCUCCCUCGCUAUUUGCUUCCGCCUCCGAACAGAAGGAACUUGUGCCAUUAGACAGAUGACAGAUACUGGGAUGGAUUUAACAUUGCACCGUGCAUGGGAAAGCUGAGUUGACAGCGAAAUCAAACACACACACACACAUACACACACCAAAAAAAAAGAAACGUUGUCCUGGCGUCUCGCAGGCAUGAGUGUGGAGGACAUCGUUCACACCGGCUGGCUUAUCAAAUCGCCCCCAGAAAGGAAAUUAAGGCGCUAUGCCUGGAGGAAACGCUGGUUUGUGCUGCGUAGUGGGCGACUGAGUGGAAACCCAGAUGUCCUUGAAUACUACAAAAACCAUCACUCUAAGAAACCACUGCGUAUGAUAAACCUCACCGAGUGCAAUAAUAUUGAAGCCGGGUUGAAGCUCAGGAAAAAGGAAUUCCAGAACAAUUAUGUGUUUGAAGUGAAGACCCCAGCAAGGACAUUCUUCCUGGUAGCUAAAACUGAGGACGAGAUGAAUGAAUGGGUGCGGCACAUCAGACUGAUCUGUGGGUUUGGCUCAAAUGAGGAUGGAACAGAUUCCCUUGGCAGUUCGUCCCCUACCACCUCCUCGUCACUCCAACCAUCUCCUGAUGUGUCAACUCAUUCGCAACAGCCAUUGAAUCGAGACCAAUCUCCCUCAAUUCAAGAUUCCGACACAGAAGCUGGAUCCAGGAGAAGUGAAUCAGACUCCACGCUGUCUGCCUCCAUGCCUCUAGAUUAUCUUAUUUUAUCCCAAUGCGAGACCAAAUCAAUAGAUACAGCCAGAAGCAACAGUUGUUCCCCAUGUGACAAAUCGUUUGAUCAUUCCUUCGAGUUGUUGGGCUCGGAAGAUAUUCAAGAGAAUCUACACUCCAAGAGCAGGACGCCAACAUCGCUGAGUUGCAAUGUGCCUAUGUACAAGAACUUGCAAGAUUCGCAAAUGGUCUUUCAUCCCAAUCAAGAUCACAGUGGACCUUCCUCUGCCUCCUCAUCUCCAUUGUCAGUUUACUCAUUCUCACAAAUCUUUAACUUUGACAAAAACCACAAUGCUUUACCCUUUGGGGUAACAGGGAUUCAUCUGUUGUCCAACACUCCACCUCCACGGCCACCAAAACCAAGCCAACUAGGUGAUCGUGAGAAAUUACACAAAGUGGUUCAGAAUGGAGAUGGUGCCUAUGCCGUCAACCCAGCGCCAUUACCCAAACGAAUCCCUCUUUUAAGUGCGGAGAAAGCAAGAUGUUGGAGAGACACUGAAGAAUGUAAUCUGUUCCCUUUUACUGAUUACCAAGGGAAUUGCAUAACAUCUGCAGAGGAAGUAUUCAAUGCCAACCUGCAGAGACUACCAGCCCAUCACUGCAGUAACUUGGAUAGUGGUGAUGACAGUUACGUUCCUAUGAAUCCAGGAUCUUCUCCAAUAAUAUCUGCAGCUGACUGCACAUCAGAUGGCUACAUUCCUAUGAGCCCGGCUUGUACCAAUCUGGUCUUCCAAUCAGCCACCAUAGACAAUCCACCAUUACCUACGGAUAUAGAACCUCCUCCAGUCAACAGGAACCUCAAGCCUCGAAUCAGAAAGAUCAAGCCACCACCUUUAGAUUUGACGAACUUGUCGACGAUCAGGGCAAACUGCAACCGUCCCGGAGUCAGCCGGACUCGGAGUAUGCCAUUCAGGUGGAGUACAGCCAACUGCAGCAUAUCCGACAGCCAAACAUUAUCAGCCCGAAGCUUUUACAACACCUUCGAUGGGGAUUGCGAAGAAACUUACACUGCAAUGGAACGCUCGAGCUCUGUGUACAAUGGUAAUGGCAGCAAUCACUGGCCACGGACAUUAAACCUUGACUAUCUAGCCUUAGACUUCAAUGCAACAUCUCCAUCUCCUGUUCAGAAGAAACCAUUCCUUUCAUCCAUGCUGGAAGAGCGGGUGGAUUAUGUCCAAGUCGACGAACAGAAGACCCAGGCUCUGCAGAACACUAAGGAGGAAUGGACUGACGUACGUCAAUCCUGUAACAUGUCAAAACCUUUAAAAUGAGGGAUUUUUACUACAACCACAAGCAUUACCAGCUACGAAAUAGAGACGGAAACAAGGCCGAUAUAGUUCUAGUAAUCACAGAUUGCAGGAAUAAGUUAAAAAUGUUCUUCUUUUAAUGAAUAAGUGAAGGUAAAAUGACAACAGGCAGCUUGCUCAUUGUUGAUUCAGUCAGAAAUAUGAAAAUAUGAUUUGAAAAAUAUUGAUAUCUUUCAGACAAUUUUCCAGUGAAGUUUUUGGUCAGGUACUGUGUCAAAUUACACUGAGGAGUUUGCCAAAUGAUUUUUUUUUAACUGAAAAUCCAGUAAGAGAGAUCAAACCGUUAGUGCUGGACACUACCGGGAUUAAAGCAAAGAGUGAAAGAGAAGAAUACAUACAGUAAGAUCAGGAAAAGUAGAUGAAGCUGUACCUGAACUGCAGAAGCAUACUAAUUGUAAGAGGAAUGUCAGGGCUAAGCAAAGGCAGUCUGCAAUGAAUCCUAUCUUCAAAGCACUGGAAAUGUGGGAGAGCCAAAACAAAAAAUGCAACAUAAUGCUCUAGGAUGCAAGAGGGAAAGUUCAUACAAGCAUUAAUUAUAAUAGCAUUAACUGUGGUCUGGAUGAGAGAAACUUUAAGGGCAAGGUAUAACAGGAGCGGGCAUCAAGUGUUCUUGUAUCCAGAAAUGUAAACGGUCUUUUUCAUACACGAAAGUAUUAUCCAAAUUACUUGCAGGAAGUCUCAGCCUGUGAGAAUGAUGCGACAAUUGACAUCGAUAUUUUGAAGGGUAAUUUCAACCAUUUUGAUCACCGAAGGCCGUUUAGCGCAAACAAACUGAACACGUUGGGGAUCUGAAAUGAAAACAGAAAAUGACACAAGUACUCAGCAGGCUCUGCAACGUCUGCAGAGAGUAAAACAGAGUUCAUGUCUCAUGGUAUGGAAGUUAAUGUUUACGUUAAACAUUAACUCCACUUCUCUUUCACCAGCUGGUUCCUGACCUGUUGGGUUUAUCCAACAUCUUGUGUUUUGAGACUGGUUUCAUCUUUUGGUUGGUCACCCUUCUUUGAUUAUGGGGCGGAACUUAAGAAUAGGCUGAGCAAAACUAUUAUGAAGCAAGAUGGCAAAAAAUACUUUCAGAAAAUUGUGCUGAAGCUGCUGGGCGAUCCUGCAAUUCCCAGUGAUAUGCUUCCAAAUCUUCUUUACUUUCCAAUCAAAUUACCUUUUUUUACUGCCUCAUUCCAAGAUGACUAUGUUGCCUGGAAUUAUUAACACACUUAUUGUACUAGUUUAUCAGGUAUAGCCGUUCUCAAACUGGGCAGGUGGAUUUUUUUUUUCCCCGAGUCAACAAAGAACGUAAAGAAUAGAUUUAUAGUUUAACUCAGGAGCAGAGACAGCGUUGUGGGCAAAGCAGGCGUAAGAAACUUAUUCUGAAAAUGCAGGGAAGGAACAAUGGCACUAGGAGAGGUAGAAUGACAGAUUUGGAUCAAGACCCUCUAUUUGAACAAGACCACACCAAAACCAUCAACUUCUUACAGAAGCUGAAAUAUCUGAUGUGCUUUCCCCAUAUUUUCCUAACCUUCUUAUACAAGCAUGGGCAGUCGAUUGCCAUUUGUCAUUAUUAGUGAAGAGACUAUCGACUCUCAGAUCCCCUCACUCUCUCAUUUCAUUAAAUAUUUUCCUGGCCUUAAGCAGAAGCAAUGGCAUUCCCUUCCUUGGGAAAAUAAUAAUCUAAAGAUUAUCACAACCUGUUUUCCUUCUUCAACUAUGUACACAAAUCCUUUCUUUCAAAUUGGGUGGCAUGGUGGCGCAGCAGUAGAAUUGCUGUCUUGCUGCAUUAGACCCGGGUUCGAUCCUAACUACGGGUGCUGUCUGUACGGAGUUUGUACAUUCCCCCCGUGACCACUUGGGGUUUCUCCAAGAUCUUUGGUUUUCUCCCACACUCCAAAGACGUACAGGUUUGUAGGCUAAUUGGCCUGGUAUAAAUGUAAAUUGUCCCUAGUGUGUGUAGGAUAGUGUUAGUGUGCGAGAAUAACUGGUCGGUGCAGACUCGGUAGGCCCAAGGGGCCUGUUUCCACGCUGUGCCUCUAAUCUAAAUGAAACUAAAAUGAAACUAAACAAAUGCAAAAGAUAUUUAUAUGAUCAGCAAACAUGGUGUUGCAACUCCUGAAAGAAACUGAAGUAAAGUCCUUUAAACUAAUGGCGCCUUCAGAAUGGUUUGAUGCUUUUCCUUGUCCCCAGCUCUCCACCAUUGAGGUCUAAUAGUUAGUCUGAAAGGCCAAGCCAUGACAUUGGGAAUGGAAGAGCCACCUCAAAGCAUACCAACUAUUUGCAUAACAAUUUCAUUCUCCUUGAUUUAAAUAUAAUAUUUCUGAUGCCAUUGGUAAUUUUUUUAUUGUAAAUUUUUUUUUAUUUUGGUAAUUUCACCAAUUUUUGCCAUUUGAUAAUUUGAUCACAUGAACAUAACCAGCAAAGGGACUAGAUAUGUCAAUGAAUGACUCCUGGGCCCAGGUUCAAAUUCUGUUUCGAUUUGACCUGAAAGUCUAUGGUAUAUUGAUUUCAGGAGCACUUUGUUUCAAUUAUAUAGACACAGACACAGGCCCUCAGGUCCAUUGAGUCUGCGCAGUAGACUGGCACUACCCUACAUACUAGGGAAAAUUUACAAUGUUUUAUAACGAAAGCCAAUUAACCUACAAACCUGUACGUCUUUGUAGUGUGGGAUGAAGCCGGAGCACCCAGAGAAAACCCACACAGUCACAGGGAGAACGUACAAACUCGGUACAGGCAGCACCUGUAGUCGGGCUCGAAUCAGGGUCUCUGGUGCUGUAAGGCAGCAACUUUAACGCUGCGUGCUGCCCUUAAAUUAAUCUUCUGGUGAAUACCGACAACACAAGCCAGCUCUAAAUGAUAAUCAACAUAAAUUAUUUCACACUAAAUCUCAUAUCUUACACGUGCUUUAUUGUGGUGCUAGCCUUUAUUAAAUCCAUCGUCAAUUUUCAAAUAGUCUGCAAUGCAUGAAAUGUUGAUGGUGAUACGGGAUGGUUUAGAUGACGCUGGCGCUAUCAGAAUCAACGCUGUUUGCAAGAGGAAGUAAAAAAAAUAAGGAAGUUGUUUUUCCCACACUGGAAUGAACACAAGCCAAAUGAAAAUAGUCAAACAGCAGACUGAUUGCUGAGGAACCUUCAAGCUCCAAACCUCCAAUAUAUAAAAUAAGAUGAAUAUUUCUUGACAUUUUACUGCUCCCACUACAUGGAGGAAGUGUCACUUGGGAAAGCAUGUACUCCCAGGCCAACAAUUCGUUUAUUUUGAAGGUAGACCCAAAAUGCUGUGGAACACAGCAGAACUGGCAGCAUCUCUGGAGAGAAGGAAUGGGUGACGUUUCGGGUCGAUACCUCUCUUCAGACCCGCCAUCAGUGAAGAAGGGUCUCGACCCGAAACGUCACCCAUUCCUUCUCUCCAGAGAUGCUGCCUGUCCUGCCGAGUUACUCCAGCAUUUUGUGUCUACCUUCGAUUUAAACCAGCAUCUGCAGUUCUUUUCUACACGAUUUGUGUAUAUUUUUACAUUUAACUAUGGAAAACUAACUGUGAACUGCGUGCGCUCAGAAAACUUUUCACAUGGCAUUCAAAAACCAAAAAUGAGUAGUCCUGGCAACCAAGAAAGAUUACAUAACUGAAUGAUAAAUAUCACAUUUUGUGACUAUCUGCAACUGGGAUUAAUAUUUAACAAGAACGCAAAAGCAAAUUAUUUUCCAAUUUUUUACUCCUUUACAUAAGGGUCACCAUUCCAAAUAAUUAAUAACUAGUGCCAAUACUUCAUUUCUGAGAAAUAAUACAUAGUAUAUGUUCAAACUAAUAAAUAAAAAAACUCAAUUGUGCCAAUAUUUCAUUUAAAGAAUUUUGAAUCGAAUGGCCCUCCUAGCUACCCUGAAGCUGUAAUUACACGUUCAGAAAUACAUUAAUCCAUGAUUAUUGAUGCACACACACAGUGCUGCAGUCGUCCCUUGCAGCCAGAGACUAUUCCAGUAACACAUAAAUUAUCAAAACAGAAAAUGAUUGAGUUCCCAUUUCGAUCUUGAUUAUAAGUAACUUUUAAAUUAGUAUUUCAUUACAAACAGGCAGAAAAGCCACGCAAGUGCUUCCAUAUAUAACGGGCGGUGCAAACUCUCUGUCCACACGGCUCUCGGCAUCCAAUGAACUCAGACAUGUUUUAUUUAGCCGUCAUCUUACUUCAGCCCAUUGUAAACAUUCUGCCUCUUUCACCUUAACUCUGAAUGUCGUUAAAUUAGUGCGGGUUGGAUAAGCUCGUCAAAUGAUGCUUUUGGUGCGAUAUUCUGCAGGAUAUUAUUUCUGAAUUAUAUCCUUCCAGAAAUACAACAAAAAGGUCACACCUGUUGAUUGUUCCCCAGUUGUGGCCUAGUCAAAUUGUAAAUUUUGAAGCAGGACUUCCUUCUCUCUGCACAUCGGCCCCUGUGUAAAAAGUCAACACACUGCUUGCCUUUCUAAUUGCUAUCUGUCUUUCUGUAAAUCAGGCCUAAAGGCACCUACAUCUAUUUGAACCUCAAUUUUUAAUAGAAGCUCUCCAGUUAAAAACAUAUAUUCUCAUCUGCCCUUGGUGUACUUAAAAUAACCACUACUUACAAUGGACUCAUUUAAUUGGGUCAUGAAAGAUGAAAAAAAUAUCCUUGCUUUAAAUGACAGAACAACAAAACGAUGACAAAGAUGACAAGCUAUACAUUUUGGAAAUAUUAAAUAAGAAUAAAAUGCUGUAACACACUGAUUCUCACUCAUGCAAAGCGAACCUUCCUUGAUAUUUAUUCCAAUCUUAUCAAAAUGUCAUUCUAUUUUGUCCUUGGGGGCAAGAUACUAAGGAGCAGACUGAUAAAUGGGAAUGACACAGAUGAAUUGUGAUCUAGUUCAAUGGCAAGAUGAGUUAACAGGGUCAAUGGUCCAAAGCUGUUUCUAAAAUGCUUAAUGUUAACCUGAUCUAACGCUCAGAGGAAAAGGGCAAGGUGAUUGCUAGUAAAUGUACUCAUAUCAACUUCUUCACGUAGGGAGAAAUCAAUACAAAAGGUGUCCUCGUAAAUGACAUAAGAUGAAUGGAACACUGGAUCUGAGCUCAACUCUAGUUUAUAUGUGGAUACAAGGAACUGUAGAUGCUGGAUUACAAAAAAAGGACACAGAGUCCUGGAGUAACUCAGCAGGUCAGGCACUAUCUCAGGAGAACAACUUUGGUGGCACGGUGGCGUAGCAGUAAGUAAGGCUACUGCCUUACAGGGCCAGAGACCUGAGUUUGAUCCUGACUACAUGUGCUUGUUUGUACGGAGUUUGUACGUUCUCCACCCUGUCAUGCGUGGGUUUCCUCCAAGAUGUCAGGUUUCCACCCACACUCCAAAGACGUACAGGUUUGUAGGUUAAUUGGCUUGGUGCAAAUGUAAAUUGGCCCUAGUCUGUGUAGGACCAGUGCUAGUGUGUGGGGGGUCGCUGGUCGGGUGCAGACUCGGUGGACCAAAGGGCCUGUUUCCACGCUGUAUCUCUAAACUAAACUAAACAUGGAUGGGUGGGGUGACAUUUCGGGUUGGGGCCAUCCUUCAGACUAUAGGUAGUUGGUUACCAUGGGUCUGAAAAAUGGUCCUGAUCCAAGUUAUCAGUCACUUAUCUAUGUUCUCCAGAAAUGCUGCCUGACCUGCUGUGUUACUCCAGCAUUCUGUGUCUUUUUUUUACAAGUUUAUAGGAAUGGAUGAAAACCUUUGCCCAUAGGCCACAAGAGAUUUACCUGCAAGGUGUUUAAUGGAUAAUAAACUAUCCAUGGACAGUAAACUGUUUAAUGGAUAGUAACUAUCCAUAGUAAACUGAUGGGGUUCAAACAUGGCAUUGUUUUCCUAUGAGACAUAUGGAGCUGCAAUGAUCCAAUUUUGGUGAAUAGUGCAACCAGAAGCAUCUGUUUAUGUCCCUUUUAUAGAAGAUGACAGACCUACUGUAUAUUUCCAUCAUCUUACGUUUUUUAUUUCAAAUGACGUUGUCUAUCUGGAAUCAAAGAGAAGGGGAAGGGUUGGUACUCAAUCUCAAUUCAGUCAAUCUUAGUCAGCUGUCUGUAAAUGGAACCUCAGGGACCCAAGAAACAUCCUAUCUGCCAAGGACCACAGUUGUCAGAACAGUGCUGUGAAAAAAGCUGGGAAAUUGUAUAAUGCCACUUCAUAUCUUUAGGUAUUACAACACAAAUGGACAGAGAGGUGCUGGUUAUGGAAGAGAUAACCUAUUGAUAUAAAAUAGCAUCGAGAAGUUGCCAGAUUUCCUUUUAAAUCAACUCACUAAAACAACGAAAAUGUAAAUAUAAAGUGAAUUGAGCACAGAUGUCGAAAGAACUGUUCAAAUGAUUUGAGCAUUCCAUCUAAGAUAGACACAACAUGCUGGAGUAACUCAGUGGUACAGGCAGCAUCUCUGUAUAGAUGGGUCAAGACCCUUCUUCAGACGUCAUCCAUUCCUUCUAUGCAGAGAUGCAGUCUGUCCCGCCGAGUUACUCCAGCAUGUUGUGUCUAUCUUCGGUGUAAACCUGCAUCUGCAGUUCCUUCCUGAGCAUUCCAUUUCAUUUUUUAAAACAUUUUAUUCACUGCUGAAUUGUCACAUAAGCAAAAAGAAAUUCAGAUUGUUGGCAAAAUGACUGAUUUUUAUCAAGAACAAAGUCAGUUUGCCUUGGUAUGAAACAUGUAUUUCAUCUUGUUUGUUUACGUUAAAAAUAAUUUCAGAAGUUAUUGACAAUAAGAGGAAAACUAUCUGACUCAUCCUUGCUCACCUAUUCAGAGAAGCCUUUUACAUUUCAUUACCAAAUGCAGCUGUGUCUCAAGAGACUCCAAGGCUUCCAACUCAAAACAAAAUGAUUCAGAACUUCAUUCCAUUUGUUAAUCACAACUUGUGUAGAGUACAUUGAUGUCAGCCCAAUCUUUGCUCCACUGAACUAGCACCACAUGUCCACUCUCACAAUAUUUGUGCCGAACAUGAUGCUUAGAUAAGCCAAACUCAUCUGCCUGGACAUGAGCCAUAGUCCUCCAUUUCCUGCUUACCCAUGUACCUAUUGAAAAGCCUAUCACACGCCACUGUCCUACCUGCCUCCACCACCAUCACCCCCCCCCCCGGAAAUGUAUUCCAGGCGCCACCAGCCUCCGAGAAAAAAAAAAUCUCGUUUAAACUAAUAAUAUAUGUUUUACUUUAUCAGCCUUGCACAUUUCUAUGGGAAUCAGCUGGAAUACAGCCAAGGAUAACUUUGGAGUUGCAAUUACUCUGGGCAAUUUGAAGCCAUAUGACUACAUAGGGUUGGUCACUAAUUAAGACAAAUCCAAUCUGUUGUUUUAUACCUUUCUUCAGGUUAUCAUCUUCAGGGAAGGAAAUUCUUUUUUUUUUUUUAAAGAGUGGGGAACAACCGUUUAGCAAUUUCUCAGAUCUGAAGCAUUAAACAUCCAAUAUUGACCAAAGUUCCUAAUUAUGAAACUUUCCGAACAUUUCAGAAUAAGAGGGAUCUGAUAGGGAUCAUAGAUUAGAUGAGGUAUUGC